AUGUCAAACAGCAACUUGCGGCAGGGAGUUGAGGUGCCACCUUACAUAUCUGCCACAGGUGGUGCUGUGUCUGGACUUGUUGCCAGGAUGGUGAUCGCCCCGAUAGAUAUCAUAAAAAUUCGGUUACAGCUUAAUGGUGGUCAGGAUAGAUAUAGAGGAAUAAUUCAGACGGUGCAAACAAUCUUGCACAAUGAGGGAAUACGAGCGUUUUGGAAAGGCAACCUACCGGCAGAGAUCAUGUAUUUGAUAUAUGGAGCCACGCAGUUUGCCACGUAUUCGACUAUGAACCAGCUGGUGUCAGAGACAGAGGAAACGUUGGAACUCAAGGUUCCAGCAUCGAUUCAUGCCGUUACCAUCGGAGCGCUUUCCGGCUGUGUUUCGACGGUGAUGUCUUAUCCCUUUGACGUGCUUCGUACGCGUCUGGCGGCUAAGGAGAACCCCUAUUUCACCUCAUUUCUGACAGAAGCGAAAGAAAUGUACGCCAAAGACGGAAUUAGGGCCUUUUUCAGGGGUAUACAGCUGUCCAUGGGAUACGUUUCUUUAUCGAUGGGUGUAUCCUUUGGCGUUUACUCGUUCUACAAGGACCAUAUGGCCAAGACCCCGCUGGAGCCGGCCGCUGGCCUUGUUGCAGGUAUAAUAUCAAAGACAGUUGUGUAUCCUUUGGAUCUAGUGAAAAGAAGAAAGCACAUGGCUCACGAAGGACGCUUUGUGGCAACAAUGCGGUACAUAUUGGCUACAGAGGGUAUUCGAGGUGCGUACCACGGGCUCACGCCGGCUCUUAUAAAGGCGGCUCCUACCGCCGCGGUCAGUUUUUGGUGCUACGAAUGGACAGUAGACUGGUUAAUGCGCGCAAAUAAUAAAUUCACUUGA
Messenger RNA from Ogataea angusta, 870 nucleotides. RefSeq lists its product as uncharacterized. Gene Ontology annotation, molecular function: thiamine transmembrane transporter activity. Gene Ontology annotation, biological process: thiamine pyrophosphate transmembrane transport. NCBI's taxonomy places the organism in Eukaryota, Fungi, Ascomycota, Pichiomycetes, Pichiales, Pichiaceae. The record is from RefSeq and is a predicted model, not a curated record. Gene Ontology annotation, cellular component: mitochondrial inner membrane. Bases 1 to 870 code for a protein of 289 amino acids. The transcript has a single exon.